UUUCGGCAUUUUAUCGAUGAAUUUAUUAGCGUUCGCCGACGCUUUUUAUAGAUUUCUAACCUUUUUGUUCUCUUAUUACCUUGCCGCCUUCAAAUAAGAGUUAUCUUAAACUAGUAACAUUAUCAUUUUGCAAUAUAAACUCUGGAAAAAUAUGCAAUUAUUACAUUUCUACACACAAAGUGUUCCGAUCAACGUUCACUUGGUAAUGUCUGGACAGCAGUUCCAGCAACAUUCACAGCAGCAACAACAACGUGCCCCAACCGUCUAUAAUAAUAACAACAAGAAAAACGGCGGCAGCGCUGCAAACUCAAACCAAAACAACAACAACCCCCAUCAUACCUCAACGACUGAUUCGGUGCCGAACUCGACUGCCAACGUGUCGUCAGCAAUUUCGUUUGAGUAUUCAGAGCCGCCAGGAAACACCACUAGGACAACACCAGAUUCUGGGCUAGGGACUGACGACCAAAAGGGCACACCUCAACAGACACGUGCUCCGCCAGGAUUUCAUCGAGCAGCUUAUCAUCGGAACAGCGGUCAACAGCAAUUCUCUCAAAUGCGCCCACAGCCGCCACAUACUGGACCACCAAAUGGUAUGACAUAUUACGGAGGAACCGUCGGCGCGCCCGGCUAUCAGCAACAACAACCACCACCACAAGAAGGAUAUGAUCAACAGCAGCAGUUUGGAGGUGGAUCCGAUGGUGGACAAUACCAAAGAGGACCACCAGGAGGCUAUCGGCAGUAUCAACAAAUGGAAAGCGGUGGUCCGCCAAGUGGAUACGCGGAUGACAACAACGGUGGAAACAAUAAUUUUGUCAUUCAUGGCCCCAACGAUAAUUUCGAUGGUCGGCCACAAUAUAAUCCUCAAGCAGGGCCACCACCACAAAAUCAGCAGCAAAUGAUGAACAGUGGCAACUAUGAAAUUGAUCAGUACCGUGGACAAGGACCUCCUCCAGGAAAUACCUAUCAACAGCAGGGACAUAGUGGACAAGCUCAAUAUUAUGCUGGACCAGUAAUCCAGCAACGGCCACCACCGCCACACAAUGCUCAAUCUUAUGGACAGUAUAGGGGUCCACAAGGCCCGCAAGGCCAAAUUAUUCAAAUGAUGCCUCACAAUCCACAGAAUCAACAGCAGCAGCAACAACAUCCAAUGCUGUAUCCAAUGGUGUAUGUUCCUGUGCCAGCACCACGAGUGUUCCGGCAAGAGCCAGCUGGUGGAGCUAGCAGUUUGGAAAAAGACGGAGGAAAUGCUCGCAAAAGUAAACGAAACAGUCAAAAUGAGGACGAUGGUCAGCAACAUCAACAUCAGAAUGAACAACAACCUCAACAAGGCUACCAUCAACAGGAUUUUGUAUCGAACCCACUCUGGAAUCAGAUGCCUGUCGGUUACGCUCCACCAGGAAACUUCACGCAGCCUCAGCAACAACAUCAACAAAUGGAUCAACAACAAGCCGUCCAAAUGCAACAUCAGAUGCAGAUGUUUCAGCAAAUGCAACCAUACGGAAUGCCACAAGGAGGCCCACCACCACCUCAUGCUGCUGCUUCUAUGAUGAAUCAUCCCCAUCAGCAAAAUCAUCCUCAUAUGAAUGCACAAAUGACCCAACAACAGCAUCCAGGACAAUAUCUACCGCAACAAUAUAUGCAAAUGGUUCCGCCGCCUCACCAUCAAAUGCAACAAAUGCAACAGCAAGGUAGACGUCCAGGAGGUGUUGAGCCGCUCAUGGGAGGCCCGCCGUAUCAAAUGAGUGGACAAAUUAAUCAAAUGGGAGGACCAAUACGUGGAGGUUUUGGAAUGCAACAGCAACAGCCGAUGGGCUACUUCAAUUCUGGAAGAGGUGGAAAUGCUGGAUCAGGAAGAGGAAGAGGUGGUUCACGAGGUCACGGAUACCAACAUUCUCGUCAAAAUUCUAAUCAAAGCUACAAUUCUUCUCAAAGUUAUCCACAAAAUCGAGGAAAUUUUGAUUCAUCAAGUCAAUAUCAAUCCGACAGUCAACAAGUGGAUGAAUCAGUUACACAGCUUACCAAUAGAAUUGAACAUCUUCAACCAGUUAGCUCACGUGCAGGAUCACCAAGUAAACAGAUCCUUCAGUUAGUCGAAUCGAAAGAUGAUCAAACUUCGACUGAAAAUUCUGAAUCACCAAGUCGGUCAAGCACUCCUAAACAUCGGAAGAAGACCCCAAAGAAAGAUUUUAAAGUUGAUCAAGAAGCAUCUAUCGAAGCGACAAAAACUGAAAUAAGCGAGGAAAAUCCGAAAACGGAUGAUAUUCAGUCUAAAGAUGAUGUUACUUCGAAAUCUGAACUACACUGUUAUCGAUGUGAACAUUACCAGUUGCCUGCUGAAGAAGUGUCUUCCCAUAAUAUUCGCAAGGAUAAUGGUGAUUUGUGGUGUGAGCAUAUGAAAAAGAUCAAAUGCGGGCAUUGUGAGGCGACUGGAGAACAAGGUCAUCACCCUCUAAUUUGUCCAAAAAAGAAAGAAGAAGAACGUGUGGCAAAAUCUCGAGAGUCUUCGCAGAAGCCGAUCGAUCCGCAGGAAAUAAGUGAUGAUCAGGAUGAUACUGUACCGGAUGUUCCCGAUCAAAUAGUCGAACAAGACAAUCAGUCACAUAAAUCUCGUCACAAUUCAGAAAAUCGCAGUGGCGGUAGAGGAUACGGUCAGAACUAUAGCCAUAGUUAUGGCGGAAAUUCUACUGGUAGCUAUCGUGGACGAUCGUCUGGAGGAAGUGGAGGCAGUGGACGUGGUGGUGGUCGUGGAGGUUACUCACGUGGACAUGGUGGAGGAUCAGGAGGAGGACAACGUGGAAACUAUCAGUUUCCAGAAUAAACGUAAGUAAAAUCGUUGGAUUUUGAUUGGCACCGAUGUCCAACGACAACAAAAACUUCCUCCGAUUUUCAAGAAUCUUUCAAAUAUCCCGCUCGCCCAAACAAAAUUCACUUCGAUCUCUAUUCAUUCCAUCCCAUGCUAAUACCACCAUCCCACCGAAUUCCAACUGCGAAAGCUUUAAAAGAAACCCCCUCAUGUCUAUCCCGAUUUGUUGUUGAAACGUUUUGUUGUUUUUCUUUUCUUUUUUGUUGUUUUUUUUGCUAAAGAAUUCCCCCAAUCCUACAAGGAUUCCGUAACUCGAGUUCCAUCCUUUGGUCUGUUCGAAUUCAAUUCGUCAUCCCUUUUCUGUCAUGAUUUUGUUGAAAAUUGAAAUUUUUGGCAGAAAAUCCUGAUUUUUUAAAAUUGUGUCACCGUUCUUUCUUUCUUAUACUAUCUCCCUUCUCCCCCACUUUCUAAAGUAUCUCUAUAAUCCCGCCCGUUUUCCUCUUUUUCUCUAUCCCCUUUCUCUUCCCCAUCAAACAAUGCAUAAUACUGAUGAUGUUGGUUCGAAAAACGAUCUUCAAAUAUUUAUGUUUCCGAUAAAUCUCAAAAUUC
Caenorhabditis elegans is the source of this 3412-nucleotide messenger RNA. It is a transcript of the gene nos-3, whose product is annotated as Nanos-type domain-containing protein. The record is from RefSeq and is marked reviewed. Gene Ontology annotation, molecular function: RNA binding. Gene Ontology annotation, biological process: regulation of translation. NCBI's taxonomy places the organism in Eukaryota, Metazoa, Nematoda, Chromadorea, Rhabditida, Rhabditidae. The transcript is spliced from 8 exons. The coding region runs from base 152 to 2818 and encodes 888 amino acids.